Molecule: messenger RNA, 1017 nt
Organism: Cuscuta campestris
Lineage: Eukaryota; Viridiplantae; Streptophyta; Magnoliopsida; Solanales; Convolvulaceae
Source: the annotation of a GenBank genome assembly
GAAACCUAAAUGAGAAGGCGGUUCCCCAUCUCCGCUCCGAAAACAGGCGUCAGUUGAGAAAAUAAUUCGGCGAAGAAACGCUGUGAAAUUGUAGAAAAUGGAAAUUCUAGCUAGAAUCCGAGUUUGUUCUCUGAUGGUGACAAUCCUGCUCAGUUUCGUUUCCGAUCUCUCUGCCCUAUCUGUCACUGUAAACGACGUCGAAUGUGUGUACGAGUACGUUCUGUACGAAGGAGACACCAUUUCCGGCAACUUUGUCGUCGUCGAUCACGAUAUCUUCUGGAGCUCGGAUCACCCCGGCAUUGAUUUUACCGUAACAUCACCUGGAGACAAUGUUGUGCACACAAUGAAAGGAACAUCUGGUGAUAAAUUUGAGUUCAAAGCCCCGAGAAGUGGGAUGUACAAAUUUUGUUUUCACAAUCCAUAUUCAACACCAGAAACAGUCUCUUUCUACAUACAUGUUGGCCACAUUCCUAAUGAGCAUGACCUUGCCAAGGAUGAACAUUUGGAUCCCAUUAAUGUUAAAAUUGCUGAACUGAGGGAGGCAUUGGAAUCAGUUACCUCUGAGCAGAAGUAUUUGAAAGCACGUGAUGCUCGCCAUCGUCAUACAAAUGAGAGUACAAGAAGGCGAGUCAUUUUCUACACGAUUGGGGAGUAUCUUUUGCUUGCUCUUGCUAGUUUGCUUCAAGUUGCUUACAUCCGACGUUUGUUCAGCAAGUCAGUUGCGUACAACCGGGUUUGACCAAGACCGUUGUUUCUUCACCAUUUCUACAGGAACUGCAUUGAUGUUUUCUUUGCAGGUUAUUUAGAGAGAAAGAAACACAUACUCUCCUAAAACAAAAGUAACAUUGUAAUUGCUUGCUCUUUUUAAUUCCCAUCAACUUUUAUGUAUGCAGUUUGGUUUUUAUAAUCUGCCAUGUGAAGCUCUCAAAUGCGUUUAGAAGUGCUGUCCUCAUGCUCUUUGAAAGGCUUUGCAGUUUUUGGUUUUUAUAGAAGAUUUAAUAAAAACUGUAGUAACGU